AUGUGCUGUGAUGGCCACACAUUCAAGUUGUCUACGAGAUUCUUCUCAGCCUUUGUUUGCUUGAUGGUGGCUUGCAUCAAAUCCAGGGAUUGGAUUAGAGUUGAAAAAGAUUGUCGCAAAGCUAUUCAGCUUGAUCACAAUUCUGUCAAGGCGCAUUACAUGCCAGGAAGGGAAGAUUAUCCUGAAGGAGUUAAAGCCUUGCAAUUGUAA
Eruca vesicaria subsp. sativa (arugula) is the source of this 210-nucleotide messenger RNA. NCBI's taxonomy places the organism in Eukaryota, Viridiplantae, Streptophyta, Magnoliopsida, Brassicales, Brassicaceae. The record is from the annotation of a GenBank genome assembly.